Molecule: messenger RNA, 1880 nt
Organism: Solea solea (common sole)
Lineage: Eukaryota; Metazoa; Chordata; Actinopteri; Pleuronectiformes; Soleidae
Gene: slc52a3-1
Product: solute carrier family 52 member 3
Exons: 5
Coding region: 298-1638 (446 amino acids)
Biological process (GO): riboflavin transport
Cellular component (GO): plasma membrane
Molecular function (GO): riboflavin transmembrane transporter activity
Source: RefSeq, a predicted model, not a curated record
UGGGUGUGGAAACAGGAAACUUCUUCCUAAGGCACUUUUACUUUCUUUACUUGAACAGGCAUUGAGGUAAAAACUGUCAAGUGGAUAUCGAGGAGCCUCACUGACGUGACCUAAUAACAACGUGGGUGCAGCAAGCCAAGAGAGAUCUGUCACUGACUUCUACAGAAGAUGACAGCAAGGCGUCUCCAACACCUCCAGGGACCGAAGACACUUGCACUACACACAGCGGAAUCAAAUCCAUUUGGCCAGACUGUUUAGUCUUCUUCGGGGGUUUCAUCAGACUCACCCAAUUUCAGAAUGGCCCUGCUCAUCCAUAUACUGGCCUGUGCCUUUGGUCUGGGCUCUUGGGUGGCAGUAAAUGGCCUGUGGGUGGAACUACCACUCAUCGUCAAUACUCUCCCCGAGGGCUGGGAUCUCCCCUCAUACCUGACUGUCAUCAUCCAACUGGCCAACUUGGGACCUCUGCUGGUCACUCUGAUGCAUAAACUGUGCCCGGGUCGUCUAAAAGAGAAUGUUGUAAUUUACACUAUCCUCUCCAUUGGUAUCCUGGCCUGCAUCAUGCUGGUCUUCUUCUGGCACAAGACUACGAUUGUGGCCGGGGGAACAUAUAGCACUGCCUUUUUCAUCCUUACCUUCUUUCUGUCGUUGGUCGAUUGCACCUCUUCGGUCACCUUCCUGCCUUUCAUGAUGCAUCUCCCAGCCAACUACAUCACAACGUUUUAUAUCGGGGAAGGGUUAAGUGGUUUAGUUCCUGCCAUCAUUGCUCUGGCACAAGGCGUGGGCAUCGCCAAGUGUGUCAACUCCUCUCAGACUGUGGGAAAUAACACGGGCGAGGAUGUGUGGUUCUUACAAACAGAGUAUCUCUCUCCAAACUUUUCCACAGAGGUAUUUUUUGUCUUCCUAGCGGUCAUGAUGUGCAUAAGCCUGGCUGCAUUUUUCGCUUUAAACAGGCUCCCUCGAACAGCCGAGCCGUCCACUGAAAAUCUUGUGUCAGACACUGGGGCGUCAGUCAGCUCUGGCCUGGAUAACCCUGGAGUAGAGGCUGAAGGAGAGGCUGUGAAAGGCCAGAGUGAGGGUGCAGCUCAGAGCAGGCCUCUGCUGGAUGGUCCAGAACACUCCUUGUACCAGAUGAUCUUCAUCUAUUUUAUGGUGGUGUGGAUUAAUGCCGCCACCAACGGCCUGCUGCCGUCUGUGCAGACAUACUCCUGUAUGCCCUAUGGGAACCUUGCCUUUCACCUCUCUGCUACUUUGGCUUCAGUGGCUAACCCAAUGGCAUGCACCAUUGCAACAUUCUUCCAAAACAGGUCACUGGUGUUCCUUGGUUUACUGACAACAUUAGGGACAGGAUUUGGCAGCUAUAACAUGGCUAUGGCAGCUAUGAGUCCAUGUCCAUUGCUUCAGGGGACUGUGAUGGGAGAAGUGGUCAUUGUGCUUUCAUGGCUCCUCUUCACUGGAACACUGUCUUACGUCAAAGUAAUGGUGGGCGUCAUCCUGAGAGACCGGAGCCACAGUGCCCUGGUUUGGUGUGGAGCCGCAGCACAGAUGGGCUCUCUUGUCGGCUCACUCACCAUGUUUCCACUGAUAAAUGUUUACCGGCUCUUUAAGCCGGGAGACUUUUGUAACACUUACUGUCCUUAAUGGCUUUUUAAUCUGGGAACCACGGCACUGGAAGGCACCUGGAGACGGACACAAGUCAUGCCAUUGUUGUUAUUUAGGUGGUUGCCAAGAGUUUACUGAAACGACUGACACAGUUCUCAUAUGUGGGGGGCGAUGAAGGGGCCAGUGAAUUUAGCUUAGUAGCAGAACGACUAGAGAGCAGCAGCUGCUGCCAUGGUUUUUUCCCAUCCCCUCUCACACCUAUAAAAAUCCGCCUGUCAACA